Messenger RNA from Lactuca virosa, 366 nucleotides. NCBI's taxonomy places the organism in Eukaryota, Viridiplantae, Streptophyta, Magnoliopsida, Asterales, Asteraceae. The record is from the annotation of a GenBank genome assembly.
AUGAAGGAAGGAAUCCCCACCUUUGUUUGGGCUUUGUUGGAUUCAAGCGACUUUGGUGUUGUGAAUGCCGCUUUACAUACAUCUGCUAUCCAGGUUAGCCUCCAUCAAGCCUGUGUGGAUAUGAAAGAAAAGUACACCGAGGAGCUGAAAGGUAAGAAUGUUCUGUACUCGUAUCCAGAUGCACAACGUCAAAUUUUGGAACGUUUUUCUGAGAUGAUGAUGUAUAAGUACUCUCUAGUGUUUGCUUCGAAGAGCAAGGAGAUGGACGUGGGUGGCUUGAAGAAGUGGCUGAAGGUUGUGGAUUCUUCAGGGGCAGAUGAAGUUCCUUCUUCUUUAGGGGCGAAAGAUGGAGUUGGAUUAGGGUAG